CGUUGUUACCAGGGAAACGGCACACAGGACUGGGAGGCGUUGGGACGCAGUCAUGCUAACACGCUAGCUAGCUCGCUAGCUUCCAGCUGGAGAACCAGCGGCUGUUAUUAAAUAUUAAAAAUGAUGGUCCGUCCGCGUCACACAGUAACAGUUUAGAGCGCGACCUUUGGUCCCGCUGCGCGCGCACACAGCCUCUUCUCUGCCCGUCCGUCUGUUAGCUGUUAGCAUGUAGCAUGGCAGCAGCGGUGUCCGGAGGCUAACGAAGCUAACAAGGCAGCUAAUGAUUAGCUUGUCGCGCUAAUCUGAAUAUUACCCGGAUAAUCAGCCCGUUAGUACGGAGCUAACUGCCGGGUUAGCACGGGAUGGAUGUGAGUUAACAGUCUGACCCGGGUCUGUGAGACGAGCCGAGCCGUGCCGAGCCGGGUCAGGAGGCCCGUUAAGCAGGAUGGAUGUGUGCAGUAAGAACCGUACGGCGCCCCUCAAUGCCGACGGCCCCCAGCGAGCCAACGUGCCGCUCUGCUCUCGAACCAACGGCUGGAGCUGGCCGCCUCACCCCUUCCAGCUGCUCGCCUGGCUGCUCUACGUCUACUUCGCCGUCACCGGCUUCGGCGUGUUCGUGCCGCUGCUGCCUGCUCACUGGAUCCCUGCCGGCUACAUCUGUACGGGCGUGCUGUUCGUGUGCCACCUGUGUGUGCACGUGAUGGCCGUGUCCAUCGACCCGGCCGACUACAACGUCAGAACCAGGAGCCACAAAGGUCCGGUGCCCGAGUUCGACCGCUCCAAACACGCUCACGUCAUCGAGAACUGCCACUGCUACCUCUGCCAGGUGGACGUCGGUCCGAAGUCGAAGCACUGCAGCGCCUGUAACAAGUGUAUCUCUGACUUCGACCAUCACUGCCGCUGGCUCAACAACUGUGUGGGCAGCAGGAACUACAGGCUGUUCCUCCACAGCGUGCUGUCUGCUCUGCUCGGCGUCUGUGUACUUCUGGUCCUUUCCUUCUACGUCUUCAUCCAGUUCUUUCUGGACCCGUCCAAACUCCGCACUGACAGACACUUCCUGGUGAGGAACGAUACGUCCGUGUGGCUGGUGUUCCUGCCUCUGGCUCCGGUGGGCUCGGCGGCCCCGGUGAUUCCUGCCCUGGCUGCCGUCACCAUGGCUCUGGCUCUGCUGUCCCUGGUGCUGCUCUGCCACCUGCUCUGCUUCCACAUCUACCUGAUGUGGAACAGACUCAGUACCUUUGAGUACAUUGUGCGACAGCGUCACCGUCAGGACGGCAGAGACUCGAGGACCCCAGGAUCAGUGACGGAGACGGGGGCCCCCCCACUACACCUCGUCAAGGACGGGAACUACUCCGAGACUCUGGGUUACACCAACUCUCAGCUGGACCUGGAGGAACGUACCACUGUGGCUGUGCGGGGGGAGGCAGAAUUCCUGGCUAACGGCAGAGUGAGGACCGUGUCUAGUCCUGUCAUGGAGGAAGAAGCUCCGCCCCUGACGUCUACAGAGCUACACACAGCAGCACACACACACCGUCGCACACAGGUAACACACACACACACAGACACACACACACACACACACACACACACACCGUCGCACACAGGUAACACAGACACACACAGACUCUGACCCAGGUAACAUCCA
This is a messenger RNA of Sander lucioperca (pikeperch), 1645 nucleotides long. RefSeq names its product palmitoyltransferase ZDHHC1-like. Gene Ontology annotation, biological process: protein targeting to membrane; peptidyl-L-cysteine S-palmitoylation. The record is from RefSeq and is a predicted model, not a curated record. Lineage: Eukaryota; Metazoa; Chordata; Actinopteri; Perciformes; Percidae. The transcript is spliced from 9 exons. The coding region runs from base 446 to 1630 and encodes 394 amino acids. Gene Ontology annotation, molecular function: protein-cysteine S-palmitoyltransferase activity. Gene Ontology annotation, cellular component: endoplasmic reticulum; Golgi apparatus.